Messenger RNA from Talaromyces proteolyticus, 468 nucleotides. RefSeq lists its product as uncharacterized. The coding region runs from base 1 to 468 and encodes 155 amino acids. The transcript is spliced from 2 exons. The record is from RefSeq and is a predicted model, not a curated record. NCBI's taxonomy places the organism in Eukaryota, Fungi, Ascomycota, Eurotiomycetes, Eurotiales, Trichocomaceae.
AUGGAUCUGAUCACUCAUUUAUAUCGACGAGACUGUGGAAGCGGUGAUGACUGUGAGAAGCCGACCUCAAAAUUGCUGACCGAUGUCGUUCCGGCUGUUGUCACGGGAGUGGUUCUUAUAGUCGCUGGAAUCGUGUUUUUUAUCAUCGCCAGGCGCAGACGCAAGCAAUUCCAGAGGGAGGAGGACAAGGAACGCGAGUCUCUCGAAAUCGACGUUUAUGAGCCGUCGCACGCUCACUACCAGGGACCAGCAUAUGGCGAUCCGUUUAGCAAUUCACAAUCCCUGAUCCGGGAUCCCGACUAUAACGAGUUUUCAUUAGCACCGCCGACCCCCAGAAGAGAUCAGUCCCCGGCCAAGUCGUACAACACCGACUCCAGCUACGAGCCGCACUCAACCACAUCCCCACCUCCAGCCUAUCCGCACGGCGGGCCUAGUGCCAGGGAUCAUCAUCCAGAUAAUAAGAUAUAA